Messenger RNA from Daktulosphaira vitifoliae (grape phylloxera), 1645 nucleotides. It is a transcript of the gene qm, whose product is annotated as terpene synthase. The transcript has 7 exons. The record is from RefSeq and is a predicted model, not a curated record. Gene Ontology annotation, biological process: isoprenoid biosynthetic process. NCBI's taxonomy places the organism in Eukaryota, Metazoa, Arthropoda, Insecta, Hemiptera, Phylloxeridae. Gene Ontology annotation, molecular function: prenyltransferase activity. The coding region runs from base 125 to 1057 and encodes 310 amino acids.
GUUCUUUAUAAAUCGAUCGGUUGGUCAAUAAGAUAUUGCAUAUAGUACUUAGUAAUCCUUUAAAUUAUAAAGUUCUUUACAUAAUUUUGGUAUUGCAUCAUAAAAUUCUACUUAAAUUUCUAAAAUGGAAAAUAUGUACAGUACAUCUGGAGAAAGAGAGACUGAUGAAAUACUUUUACAGCCAUUCACAUACAUCAUGCAAGUCCCUGGAAAACAAAUAAGAGCAAAACUAGCGUUAGCAUUCAAUUAUUGGUUAAAAAUACCCACUGAUAAGUUAGCUGUUAUUGGAGAUAUUGUUCAAAUGUUACAUAAUUCUAGUCUUUUGACGGAUGACAUACAAGAUGAUUCAGUUUUGAGAAGAGGAAUACCUGUUGCACAUUCCAUUUAUGGGGUAGCUAGUACCAUUAAUGCGGCGAACUACAUGUCAUUUGUUGCCUUGGAACGAACAUUAAGUUUAGGGCACCCAAAGGCAACAACUGUGUAUACUGAGCAAGUUCUUGAACUUCAUCGUGGACAAGGAAUGGAAAUAUAUUGGAGAGAUAACUAUACUUGUCCUACAGAGGAAGAAUAUAAAAAAAUGACUAUUAGAAAAACUGGAGGCUUAUUUAUGUUAGCUAUUCGUCUUAUGCAAUUAUUCAGUGAAAAUGAAAAUGAUUUUACUAAACUAACUGGAAUAUUAGGCUUAUAUUUCCAGAUACGGGAUGACUAUUGCAAUCUAUGUCUACAAGAAUAUUCAGAAAACAAAAGUUACUGUGAAGAUUUAACUGAAGGAAAAUUCAGUUUUCCUGUUAUUCAUGCUAUUCACAGUCAUCCAGAAGACAGUCAAAUAAUGAAUAUUUUGAGACAAAGGACAAAAAAUAUUGAAGUAAAAAAAUAUUGUGUAAAGCUGUUAAACAAUUAUGGCUCUUUUGAACAUACCAGGAAAGUAUUGACGCAGCUGGACAAUGAUGCAAGAAAAGAAGUAGAGCAACUUGGUGGUAAUCCAUUAAUGCUUAAAAUACUUGAUGAAUUAUUAACAUGGAAUUAUAAUUUUGAUGAAAAAAAUGUUAAAAACUAAAUUAUAUUUAAGCAAGAUUCAAUUAAAAUUUUUACUAGUUGAUUCCUUGAAAUAUAAUUUUAAUUCAAUGUAAAAAUGUACUUAGAAUGAAUACCAUUUAUUGUUUAUUAUGUAUUAUUUGAUGAGAGUUAAUGAGAAAAAAACAUUUUUUACAACUGUUUCAUUUAUAAAAAUAACAUAUGUGUUAUUACUCUUAUAAUAUUAUGUUAUCUUAAUUUAUUUAGUACUUAAAUAAUAAGAUUAAAGGUGUUAUGUUAUAAAUUUAAAAAUUAUAGUCUUCCAUGAAAUUAAGGAUAUAUGAAUAUUUAUUAAAUUUUUAUUUAAAUUAUAGAUAUAUUAUGUUUAGUUGACUCCGAAUUAAACCAUGUUGUGCUAUAAAUCAAUAUGAUUUAUUUAAUAUUUUAUGGCACAUUGAUGGUUUAGUAGGAACUAUAAUUUAAUUAAAUUAGUACUUAUUUAUUUAUUUGUAUAGGUCAUCAAUAAUUGUGAGUCAUAAAAGUGAUAUAUAACUAGUACACUAAUACACUAGUUCUUAUUUAUAAAAAAUACCUUUUGUGUUCUUUUGGAAAAAUAUAUGUUAUGUGCUUA